CAGAGAUCCAAAGAAUCUUUAUAAUUCUUAAUACUUCUACUGCAAAACUUGAUGAGAUCGAACGAGUCCUUCAAAACUACCAUAACAAUUUUGACAGAGUUGCAACCGAAUUCGAAUUAAUUAAUGGAGAGAUAAGAAUUGAACCUAUCGAGGAUGCAAAUCAAUCCGAAGCAUCUUCCAUGCGAGAAGACAGGAUGAUAUAUGUAAUGUUACUCUUGGGGUGGGAAAAAUUGCAAAACAAUAAUGUGAAAACGUUGUCAACUACUACUGGGAAAAUGUUUCGCAAUGUGCAACUCUUAAAAGAAUUCUUUACGAUAUCAACUCAGAGCUCAAACGGAUUAAACAAGUUGACUCUGAUACAUUGCGAGGAAGAACAGCUCGGUCUAUUAUUGAUGACCGGAAGAAGGCGUCGAGAUAUGGCCAAGCUAGGUCGACCGGUCAUGAACGCAAGGUUCGUGCCUAUCUCGACAGUUGAGAUAUGGUCAAGCUGGGACACGCUAGGUCGACUGGUCAUGAACGCAAGGUUCGUACCUAUCUCAACUGCAUUCGGUGGCAAGCUGGGACACGCUAGGUCGACCGGUCAUGAACGCAAGAACUGGACUAAGGAUCUAAAACAAUCAAACCGGAACGAUAAGAUGAUUCAAAAACAUGUUAUUGAACGUAAUAUCCUGGUGGAAGAACAGCAUAACGAGAUCUUAAAAAAUGCAAUGAUACGAGAUCAAGUUGUACGAACUACACUUACAAAACACUUAUCAGAAUACAGAACAGAUCACAGAGAGGAACGCCCAAGAAAACGAUUGAAUAUGGAGAAGCCUGUUUUCGAUGACAAAUCAGAGAUAGAUCCAGAUGAUAUAGCAGAUCUUGAUGACAUUGAGGCACUCAAUAUAUAUCCAAACAUCACAUCUACAGAAUCCGAGUUAUAUGAGAAAAUAUCUUUUAAAGAAUACUUAAGGUAUCCCAACAAAGACAGCCAAAACGAUAUUUGGUUAUUGCCUUCCGGAAAAUCGAUUAAAGAAGUAAUCCGUAAUCUGAAAAUCUACAUAAAUCUCAGUAUUAUACGCAUUGGUGCAAAAGUUUGUAAACCAGAAUGGAUUGAACAAAAUGACUGGGAUUAUUUACUUGAAUAUCCAAAUUAUAAUUUGUCUUCUGAUGUGGAAAAUCUCUUUACUGUACUGUUAGAGACUAACUCAUUAAUGGAGUAUAAACAAUGUCUUCGUAAAGCCAAAUUCGAUGAAGACGAUAAGGAAAUGGAAUUUGUAACGGAUGUCCUUAUGUGGUUUGCAAAAAAUGUAUUCAACAUUGCGUCAACUUUUCACAGUACGAAUAAAAAUGAAGCAAUUUUGGGCUCACUCAUGAUUCAUCCGGUGUUACAGUAUCUUGCAAAUGCAGUAACUGGUCAUCCUAUAUACGUACCAGAUGAGAUAUGUCUUAAAGCUAGUGCAAACCAGCGAUUAUUACGUGAUCUCAAACCUACAGAUGACAAACCCUUAGGUAUGAAGGUCGAUGGUUUUUUCCAGUCCCCUGGUGAGAGAGGACCUGAAUUAGGCAUGAUAGAGUUAUCCGGUGGCUAUUUGACCUUUGAUAUGCCUCACUAUCUGAAGGAUCACGUGAAGGGAUAUUUGGGCAGUCGUGACCUCCUUAAUGAUAUAUUUACAAGGUUUAAUCGUGGUGACUACGAAAUUAUGAGGCGUCUGCGUACCUGGUUUUUUCAUAUGCAUGAUAAGUUAAUUGAACUAAAUGUACAAGUAUGGGAAAUGGAUUUACCUGUCUCAAAGACUUAUCAGAUGUUUCUCAUUAAUACUUUUCAGCUUCCAAUCAGUUGGAAGAAUCAUCAUGAACUAGUACAUGCACUAAGAAUUCUGUGGAAUCUUGGA
Ambispora leptoticha is the source of this 1874-nucleotide messenger RNA. The record is from the annotation of a GenBank genome assembly. NCBI's taxonomy places the organism in Eukaryota, Fungi, Glomeromycota, Glomeromycetes, Archaeosporales, Ambisporaceae.